Messenger RNA from Phyllostomus discolor (pale spear-nosed bat), 3692 nucleotides. It is a transcript of the gene TANGO6, whose product is annotated as transport and golgi organization 6 homolog. Gene Ontology annotation, biological process: protein secretion. NCBI's taxonomy places the organism in Eukaryota, Metazoa, Chordata, Mammalia, Chiroptera, Phyllostomidae. Bases 92 to 3373 code for a protein of 1093 amino acids. The record is from RefSeq and is a predicted model, not a curated record. The transcript has 18 exons.
CUGCCACACUCAACAUGGCGGCGGGCCGGUCCAAGGCCGCGGUCUGCCCAGGCGCUUGAGCUGGUCACACCUGACGCAUGCCACACUAGUUAUGGCGGAUCCCCGGCGGGACCCUGGCAGCGGGGCUCCUGAAACGUGCGGUCUGGAGCAGAUUUUGGAGGCGUUGAAGCUGCUGCUGAGCCCGGGAGGAUCAGGCUCCAGUUCACUACAGAUCCCAAAACGUGAUGUCUUGUUGGCUACUUUAAAAUCUAACCUGUCUGCUUUGGAGGACAAGUUUUUGAAGGAGCCCCACUGGAAGAAACUGAAACUGCUAAGGGAGGACGUUGCCAGCGAGGCAGGAUGGCCCCAGAGCUCUGCGGACGUCACCUGGAGCUUUACCGCUCAGGCCUUGCUGCUGCUCCUGUGCUUGAAGGAAACCAUGCUGCGCCUGGCGGCUGGUUUCAAUCCACGUAAAGCCGACCCCCGGACUCCGGAAGCCGCCCCUGCCCUGAGCCCAGAUACACUCAGUAUCUCCCAGCAGAAGACCGUCCAGUCAGUUUUACAGUUUGUGGUCACCUUGGGGGUCUGUCCUUACCUCAUGCCCGGUGUUGGAGUCCCUUUGAGAUGCAGGACUGAGUUCGGGGCUGUUGUUCAAGACGUGGUGUGUCUCGAUGCUGCCCCCGAUGCCACCCGGAGACUGUAUGCCAGCUGCAGGGUCCUCCUGAACGUUGCUCAGCACGCUGCUCUGGGGAGCCUGAUUUUCUGCCGCCAUUUCGGGGAUAUUGCCGCUGGUCUGUGCCAACUGGGAUUCUGCCCAACCAAGAGAAAACCACUAAAUUCCGAGGAAGAGGUGAUAACCGAAGAGGAAAGAGCCGUGUCUAGGAAGGCCCUGAGAGACGUCUUGGAUCAAGUGUAUCAACCGUUAGCAGUUCGAGAGUUGCUUUUCCUCCAGGGAGGGCCACCCCAGUCCAGCACAGAUAUGAAGACACCAGUGAGGUGUCGGGCCCCAGCUUGGCUCCGGCGUCUCUGUGGGCAGCUGCUCUCUGAAAGGCUGAUGAGACCCAGUGGUGUUCAGGCAGUGGUCCGGGGCAUUUUGGAAGGAGCAGGUGCGGGGGCGGCUGGCGGGAGUGACGCAGAGGCCACGGCCGCUGACUGGAAGAAGUGCGACCUGAUUGCAAAGAUUUUGGCCUCCUGUCCCCAGCAGUCUCUUUCCCCAGAGGAUUACUAUAGGGAUAUCUGCCCCCAGAUUCUGGAUUUAUUCCACUUUCAAGAUAAAUUGACAGCACGACAGUUUCAGAGAGUGGCCACCACCACCUUCAUCACUAUGUCAAGAGAACGCCCAGAGCUGGCGGCCAAGUACUUGCUUCGGCCAGUGUUAGCGCCUCUGUGUCGGUGUCUGAGUACAGCAGAGAUUCCAGAGAGUGACGUGGUGCCAGGGACGAUUUUGGUGACAGAAGAAGAACUUAGUCGAUGUGUUGAGGACAUAUUUAAGGUGUACGUGGUUGGGAACGAGCCUGUAGCAGUUCUGGUGGAUUCCCUGAUUCCAGUCCUGGGAGUGUUCUUUUCUCUCUACUGUUUUACCAAGCAGAGUGUGUCACAUCUAAGGUCACUUUGCCAAGAAACCUUGUUAUGGAUUCUGGGGAAACUGGAGAGGAAGAAAGCAAUUACCAGCCUGAAAGGUUUUGCGGGAUUGGACAAAUCUGUGCCUACUCUCCAUUCUCUGUGUCAGUUUAGAGCUGCCACUCAAGGUGGCAUAGUGAUUACCAUCAAAGAGGCCAUUUGUGACGAAGAUGAAGCCCUGUACCAGAAGGUGUCCUCAGAGCAGUGCCAGGUAGAGCAUCUCGGGGACUUGCUGUCCCUCUGCCAGGAAAGUGGUUUGGCUGGUGACUUCUUCAUCUUCUGCUUGAAGGAGUUGACUCAUGUGGCCGCGGAAAGUGAAGCAGAGUUAAAAACGCAGCCCUUCUCCAGCAACAGCCUGUUGGAGUUGGAGCGGCACCAGACUCUUCUGGUGGAAGGCCAAGAGCAGAAGCUGCUGGUCCUACAGCUGGUGGCUGUUCUGUGCGAGAGGAUGUCUGAGCAGAUAUUCACAAACAUCGCUCAGGUGGUGGAGUUUGUAGUGGCCACUCUGCAGCGAGCAUGUGCAAGCGUGGCACAUCGGACAGAGAGCGCCGUGGAGUCACAGACUCUGAGCAUGUCCAUGGGGCUGGUGGCUGUCAUGCUGGGAGGAGCUGUCCAGUUGAAAUCAAGUGACUUUGCUGUCCUGAAGCAAUUGCUGCCUCUCUUGGAGAAGGUCUCCCUCGCGUACCCGGACCCCGUCAUCCAAGAACUCGCUGCGGAUCUCCGCAUCACCAUCUCUACCCAUGGGGCCUUCUCCACCGAGGCCGUCAGCGUGGCCGCCCAGAGUGCCCUGAGCAAAAAGGACCCAGAAGGGAAAAUAGAAGAGCCGCAACAAAACAGUCGUGAGAGGUACACUGGUGUGUCCCAUGGCCACCUCAGCCAACAGCAAAGCCUGGAGAAACCCAACCAAACCGGCCUGGAAUCCAGCGCUCCACUCGGUCCUCAGGAGGGCAGCGAGCCCAGCACUACUACAAGCCAGACAGCUAGAAGCAUAACCACAGAACAGCUCCAGGAAGUUCUUCUAUCUGCUUAUGAUCCUCAAAUUCCAACACGGGCUGCUGCCCUUCGAACUCUUUCUCGCUGGAUUGAGCAGAGAGAAGCAAGAGCCCUUGAGGUGCAAGAGAAGCUUCUCAAGAUAUUCUUGGAGAACUUGGAGCACGAAGACACCUUUGUAUACCUGUCUGCUAUCCAGGGCGUUGCCCUGCUCACAGAUGUGUACCCUGAGAAAAUCUUGCUUGGUCUGUUGGCUCAGUAUGAUGGCAGUAAGGACAAGCACACUCCGGAGACCAGAAUGAAAGUCGGGGAAGUCCUGAUGCGGAUUGUCAGGGCGUUAGGGGAUAUGGUCUCCAAGUACCGAGAGCCUUUGAUCCACACCUUCCUGAGGGGAGCGAGAGAUCCAGAUAGCGCUCACAGGGCCAGCAGCUUAUCCAACCUCGGAGAACUGUGCCAGAGGCUAGACUUUCUGCUGGGCUCAGUGGUUCAUGAGGUAACAGCUUGCCUGAUUGCCGUGGCUAAAACAGACCAUGAAGUUCAAGUACGCAGAGCUGCCAUCCAUGUGAUUGUGCUGUUGCUUCGGGGACUCAGCCAGAAAGCUACAGAGGUGCUGAGGGACGUCCUCAAGGAUCUCUACCACCUGCUGAAGCACGUAGUACGUUUGGAGCCUGAUGACGUGGCUAAGCUCCAUGCCCAGCUGGCCUUGGAAGAGCUGGACGAGAUCAUGAGAAACUUCCUCUUUCCACCACAGAAGCUGGAGAAAAAGAUUGUGGUCCUGCCAUAGACCUGGUGGGCUCAAAGGACCUGGAGGGGCCCCGAGGAACCCAGCAGCCAGAGCAGUGCCCGAGCCUUCCAGCAGGUGGCCCCACGUCCUCUUUGAGGCUGGCAGUAUGGCUGACCCUGCAGGUGGCUUUGUGUCUCUGGUCAAGAGGCAUUUCAGAACAUGAAAAUGCAGUUGGAGGUAGGGAGGGGAAGGAAAUUGUUAUUGAACCAUGCGAAAUGGAAUAAAAUGACCCUGGCUGGAAAGAAAAACAGGUCUGUAUCGAGAUGGAAAGCUCUGGUGUGAAGGAGGAUUUGCUCUCCAGGAAAGAGAAUCAGACUGG